Messenger RNA from Penicillium oxalicum, 4326 nucleotides. Its product is annotated as chromatin-binding exonuclease XRN1. Bases 1 to 4326 code for a protein of 1441 amino acids. NCBI's taxonomy places the organism in Eukaryota, Fungi, Ascomycota, Eurotiomycetes, Eurotiales, Aspergillaceae. Gene Ontology annotation, molecular function: 5'-3' RNA exonuclease activity; RNA binding. The record is from RefSeq and is a predicted model, not a curated record. Gene Ontology annotation, cellular component: nucleus. Gene Ontology annotation, biological process: nuclear-transcribed mRNA catabolic process; rRNA catabolic process. The transcript has 3 exons.
AUGGGUGUUCCGAAGUUCUUCCGCUGGCUGAGCGAGCGGUAUCCUGCAAUCUCGAUGCUGAUUGCCGAGAGCCGAAUCCCCGAAUUCGAUAGCUUAUACCUCGACAUGAAUGGCAUCAUUCACAACUGCACGCACAAAGACAGCGACUCGCCGACGUUUCGUAUGACUGAAGAGCAAAUGUUCAUUGCGAUAUUCAAUUACAUUGAGCAUUUGUUUGGGAAGAUCAAACCAAAGCAACUGUUCUUCAUGGCUGUAGAUGGAGUCGCGCCACGAGCAAAGAUGAACCAACAACGUGCACGUCGCUUCCGAACAGCCUUUGAUGCAGAGGUGGCAAAGGAUAAGGCUAUUCAACAAGGCUUGGAGAUGCCCAAGGAAGACGCUUUCGACAGCAACUGCAUCACGCCAGGCACCGAAUUCAUGGAGAAGUUAACGCAACAAUUGAAGUAUUUUAUCAACAAGAAGAUCUCGGAGGAUUCCGAUUGGCAGGGCGUUGAUAUUGUGCUUUCAGGCCAUGAAGUUCCGGGUGAGGGAGAGCAUAAGAUCAUGGAGUAUAUUCGGCGCGCGAAAGCGCAGCCUGGCUACCAUCCGAAUGUCCGCCAUUGUCUCUAUGGUCUCGACGCUGAUCUGAUCAUGCUGGGUCUCCUGAGCCACGAUCCUCACUUCUGUCUUCUCCGUGAGGAAGUGACCUUUGGUCGGCAAGUCUCUAAGAAGCCCAAAGAACUUGAGCACCAGAACUUCUAUCUCCUACAUCUCAGCAUGGUUCGCGAAUACUUGGAGCUAGAGUUCCAAGAAUUAGAGGAGGAAGGCGCGCUCAAUUUCCCUUUUGACAUGGAGCGUGUCAUUGAUGAUUUUAUUCUCAUGGCAUUUUUCGUUGGCAACGACUUUUUGCCUAAUUUGCCCAACUUGCACAUCAACGAAGGUGCGCUGGCGCUCAUGUUCAAAAUUUACAAGGACGUAUUACGAAAGAUGGGCGGAUACAUCAACGAGGAAGGUGUGAUCAACCUGGAACGCCUGGGCGUUCUGGUUGAGGCUCUGAGUGAGGUCGAGCAUCGUUUCUUCCAAGUCGAAUAUGCGGAUGAGCAGUGGAUUAAGGCAAGGCAGAAUGGGGGACUGGGGUCCUUUGAGGUGAAGACGAAACCUAAGGAGUCAACCAUUACCACAAGCCAAAAAGAUCUCCUCAAAACGGUGAAGAAAUACGUUUUGAAUAGACCAGGAAAGACCAUCGAGCCCAAGCCGCUAGAUUUUCCGUCCACGCUACCAGCUCGGGAUCGCGCCUUCCUGGAGACACUCGCCGAUGAGCUACGCGUCCAAUGGUCGACCGUGGACAACGAGGAUGGUGAUCGCUUCAUGCGGCUCCAACUUCCACAGGUACAUACCAAUGGCGACGACGACGACGACGAUGAUGAUGAGGAGGCGUCGAUGGCCGUGCAGCGUAUAAUACGCAAGUACGAACGGGCUAAGGUCCAGGACAUGACUGCAGAGGAGGCCCAGCAAGCCGCCGAGAAGAAGUAUGACGCGAAAUUCCAGGAAUGGAAAGACAAGUACUACCGAUCGAAAUUUGGCUGGGGGCUCGAUAACGAGGAGGAAAUGAAGAAAUUGACUGAGAAUUACGUUCAAGGCCUUCAAUGGGUCCUGUUUUACUACUAUCGUGGUAUCGCCUCGUGGCCGUGGUUCUUCAAGUAUCACUAUGCCCCUAUGAUCUCAGAUGUGAAGAAGGGCCUGGGUGCCGAUAUGAAUUUCCGACUCGGACAGCCUUUCAGACCUUACGAGCAGCUUAUGGGUGUUUUGCCCGACCGCAGUAAGAAGAUUGUGCCAACUGCGUAUUGGGACUUGAUGACAUCUCCUGAUUCGCCCAUCAUUGAUUUCUAUCCUCGCGAUUUUGAUCUGGACAUGAACGGAAAGAAAAUGGAGUGGGAAGCCGUUGUUAAAAUUCCUUUCAUUGACGAAACACGGCUUCUGAAUGCUCUCAAAACUAAAGAGCAGCUUUUGAGUCCUCAAGAAAAGGCGCGCAACAGUUUCGGUGUUAGUCUGAAGUUCACAUAUUCCCCUGAUGUCAACUUUGUCUACCCCUCCUCCAUGCCGGGUGUGUUCCCUGACCUUCCCAACUGUCACUGCGUCGAAAACAUUUUCGACCUUCCUACCAUGGAAGGACUGGAACCCUACAAUGGCCUGAUGGAAGGUGUCCACUUGGGCGAAGCCGCCCUGGCCGGAUUCCCCAGUAUUAAGACCUUGCCUCAUGUUGGACAGCUGGGCUUCCACGGUGUCACUGUGUUCCAGCAAGAGAGUCGAAACGAAAGCCAAGUCAUCACACUUCUUGAUCCUGGCAGUCGAUCAAGUAUUGAACUCGCCAAGCAAAAGCUCGGAAAGCGAGUCCAUGUUGGCUAUCCUUACUUGCAAGAGGCGCUUGUGGUUCGCGUUUCUGACGAGCUGUUUGACUACAUCCUCCCUCCUGGUGAGCAGCAUGUAGUUCAAAUCCCUCACACACCCCAGCAAAUUGAGCAAUUCAAGAAGAAGGCGGACAGAAUCGAAGGCCACUACAGCAAGCGACUCGGGAUGAUUAUUGGGACUGUCGAAUCUAUGGUCCAUAUUCAGCCUCUGAAGGGCAUGGUCAAGACUGAUGAUGGCGCUGUCGUCAAGGACUUCGCCGACAUUCCUGGUCAAGAGACCGACUUCUCACUCCAAACUGUUGUUGAUGACGUCGUCAAUCCAGACGAACGCUUCAUCGAAAAGGAAGCCGUUCCUAUUGAGGAAGAAUUCCCAGAAGGCUCUCGCGCAUUUUUCCUGGGUGACUUCAAUUACGGACGCCCCGUUCACAUCACAGGGCACUCCAGCGGCAAGCUGAACGGAUUCAUUGCAGCUUUGAAAGAUCGCGAACCUGAGUUUGGAAAGGCUCGUGUGCGAGAGUCUGAACAACAUUGCCCUUACAUGCCUUCCUACGCCAUUGCCCGCAGUCUCAACCUCAAUCCCCUGGUGUUGGCCAAGAUUACAUCUUCAUUCACGGUUGACGUGGACGGAAGUAGGGUGAACCUUGGCCUGAACCUGAAGUUCGAAGCCCGCAAGCAAAAGGUUCUGGGCUACUCCCGCCGUGGACAGACUGGAUGGGAGUUCAGUCAAAAAGCGGUGGAUUUGCUGCACCAGUACAUGAUCAAUUUCCCUGAGUUCAUUGCUGGUAUUCAGCGAAAUCCUCAAAAGGAUCGUUACGCGCCCACUGAUUUCUAUCCAGAGGACAUCGCCAUUGCGAAGAUGAAAGAAAUCCGCGAAUGGUUAAAAUCCCUGGAAAGCCGGAACUUCGAGAAGGUUCCCCUUGAUGCCGAGCAACUAGAUUCGGACAUUGUUCAAAUGAUUGAGCAAGACGCAGACAAGCUUGGCGUCCCCGAGAUCCAGGCGAAAAAGGUCCGAGGUGUGCCCCGUGGGGCGCUCCUUCGUCCUGCCGACGUUGAACAUCGAUUGGGCAAUCAGACUUUCAAACUUGGUGACCGUGUUGUCUACUGCCAGGAUUCUGGCAAAGUCCCUAUCGCCACUCGUGGUACAGUCGUUGGACUUACGAGAACCAGCCGCGCUCUGUUGCUUGAUGUUCUCUUUGAUGUGUCCUUCAUGAGUGGUACCACCCUUGGUGGUCGCUGUUCACCUUUCCGUGGUCAGACUGUGCUCGCAUCGUCUGUUCUCAAUCUCUCCUACCGACAGCUCAUUGCCACUUCUCGCGCGGCAAGUAGCCAACAACCAACCAAACAAUCACUUCCUCUGACUGUUAGUGGCUACGGUGCGCCCUUGGGUCCGAACGGGCAAGGUCAGCUGAGAAAUGCGCCUGCUCCUCCGCCACUGCGCGGCUCGUUCAAGGGUGCGGUAUCUGGCCAGGGCUCCCACCGAGGUGGCCAUGUUGCCAUGAAUAACGGUCAGCCCAUGGCCCUUCCUCACCGGCCGCAUCCCGGAAAUGGGACUCCACGAGGCCCUCGCGGACAUGGCAACCGUGGUGCUCGGGGCGGAUUUAAAGGGGGAUACGCUACUGUUGACAAUAGUGACCCCAGCGAAGGGAUUGUCCAGCAUAAUCCCGAUUUCCGCCCGAAGAACAUGUCUUCUGUCCCUCCCCCACAGGGACUUGACCAGGGACGGGGUCGCGGACGAGGCCGCGGGCGUGGUAAUGGGCCCCGGGGCCGUGGACGUGGUGGACGCGGCGGUGCACCGGCAGUUUCCGGAUCGACCGCCGCUUGUUCUGCGAGUUUGGCGCGCAUCAUGACCGGGCGUGCUCGCGCCUCUACCGUCUCGCUUUCAAUUGUUGCGACGACCUGCUUCGUUGGCCCAAAAGACCUCUGGGAGACACGACUGUAA